This is a messenger RNA of Sardina pilchardus (European sardine), 6064 nucleotides long. RefSeq names its product Ras association (RalGDS/AF-6) and pleckstrin homology domains 1b (gene raph1b). Lineage: Eukaryota; Metazoa; Chordata; Actinopteri; Clupeiformes; Clupeidae. The transcript is spliced from 17 exons. The coding region runs from base 381 to 5525 and encodes 1714 amino acids. Gene Ontology annotation, biological process: signal transduction. Gene Ontology annotation, cellular component: cytosol; plasma membrane. The record is from RefSeq and is a predicted model, not a curated record.
GCAGCGAGCAGGGCUGGACAGGAAACGACUCCCUCAUACAAGGCGCAACAAUCCCUGCUCCCCGGGAGAGAUUGGGAGAGGGAACCGCACGACCAAUGUAUCAAUAAGCAAAUGGGACUUUCUCAGGCGGGUGGUCAGUGAAAAAGAAGAUACCCUCGUCUUAACCGCCACAGAUUUGUGUUUACCGGGACAUCUUGUGGGAUUUUCCCUGUUUUCUCGCGUGCUGAAAGCAUUGUUGUAGUGUUCUCACCAGGAAACAGGAGGAGACUUCAUUGUCGAGCGGCACUGGAUCUUGGAGCAAGCAUCCUGACGUGUGUGUGUGAGUGUGAGCGAGAGGGUGUGUGAGACGCUGGCUGAAAGCACCCGCGCCGGAACCAAAGAUGGAUCAGGUGUCUGAUGACGAGCUGGACCAUGCUGCGGAGGAGGACAGCGAUAAGGAGGACCAGGACCUGGACAAGAUGUUCGGAGCCUGGCUGGGAGAGCUGGACAAGCUGACACAGGUUGGCCCUGCUGAUCCGGCCUCACAGGGCCUGGACGAUGGCCGGCCACAGAAGAUCCAGAACGCUCCCCUCAGGCAGGAGACCAACCUGGCCAACUUCUCGUACCGCUUCUCCAUGUACAACAUCAACGAGGCGCUGAGCCAGGGUGAGCCGGUGGACCUGGACGCGCUGAUGGCUGACCUGUGCACCAUCGAGAGCGAGCUGAGCACCAUGGGUAAACCGGGCUCCGUGCGGGCGCCCUCCUCCUCCUCGCGCCACAAGGCCGGCGGGCGCGGCGUGGGCAUCUCCGUGGCGACCGCGGGCAGCGGCGGCGGCGGGGGGGGCAGCAGCGGCGGCAGCACCAGCAGCAGCACGAGGGCGUCGCCGGCCGGCUCGGUCCGCCAGACCCCGGUCCGCCCGCUCGCCUCCGACCUGUCGCUGGACGACAUCACGGCGCAGCUGGAGAAGGCGUCGCUCAGCAUGGACGAGGCCGCCCGCCAGACCUCCUCCUGCGCCUCCUCCUCCUCCUCCUCCUCCUCCUGCUCCUCCUCCACCCUCCUCCGCCGGCCCUCCGCCUCCUCGCUGCCCCCCCCCCAGCACCCGCCCCAGCACCGCCGCACGGGCUCCGUGGGGGGGGGCAGCAGCGAGCAGGACGGCCGCUCGGCCGGACACUCCUCGCGCUCCAGCGCCUCGGCCUCCAGCAUGGACUCGCUGGACAUGGAGAAGGGCCCUGUGCGGGGGGGCGCGGAGAGGGACGAGGGUUCCGGGGGCCCCCCCCCCACACAGGGCGCGCCCGGCCAGUCCAGCACCGAGUCACCUGCACGAAUUAUUACCCAGCAUGCAUCACAGCGAAGGGCCAAUGGUAGGCCUGCACGCGGGGUCUCCAGACGACAUCUUGACUUUACAUCCCAGAACGGGGAAUUGGAUUUGGGCACUCACUCGUAUCUGGACAAAGAAACCUCUCUGAUUCUGAAAAGCAUUGCGGGAAAGCCCUCUCACCUGCUGACCAAGGAGGAGCAAGCUGCCAAACUAAAGGCAGAGAAGAUCCGUGUGGCACUGGAAAAGAUCAAAGAGGCUCAGGUGAAAAAGCUGGUGAUCCGUGUGCACUUGUCGGACGAGAGCUCCAAGACCAUGAUGGUGGACGAGAGGCAGACGGUGCGGCAGGUGCUGGACAGCCUGCUGGACAAGUCCCACUGCGGAUACAGCCCCGACUGGGCCCUCGUGGAGACCAUACCAGAGCUGCAGAUGGAGCGCAUCUUUGAGGACCAUGAGAACCUGGUGGAGAACCUUCUGAACUGGACCAGAGACAGCCAGAACAAACUCAUGUUCAUCGAGCGCAUCGAGAAGUACGCCCUGUUCAAGAACCCCCAGAACUACCUGCUGGGGAGGAAGGAGACAUCGGAGAUGGCUGACCGAAACAAAGAGGCCCUGCUAGAGGAGUGUUUCUGCGGCAGCUCGGUGUGUGUCCCGGAGAUCGAGGGUGUGCUGUGGCUGAAGGACGACGGGAAGAAGUCCUGGAAGAAGCGCUACUUCCUGCUGCGUGCGUCCGGCAUCUACUUCGUGCCCAAGGGCAAGGCCAAGGCGUCCAGGGAUCUGGUGUGUUUCCUGCAGCUGGACCAUGUGAAUGUGUACUACGGCCAGGACUACCGCAGCAAAUACAAGGCUCCUACUGACUACUGCUUGGCCCUGAAGCACCCCCAGAUUCAGAAGAAAUCUCAGUACAUCAAAUAUCUGUGCUGUGAUGAUGUCAGAACCCUCCACCAGUGGGUCAACGGAAUACGUAUCGCUAAGUACGGGAAGCAGCUGUAUAUGAACUACCAGGAGGCCAUGAAGCGCACGGAGGCGGCGUACGACUGGGCCUCCCUGUCCAGCUCCAGCAUCAGAUCGGCCUGCAGCUCCGCCAGCAUCCCAGAGUCGCACUCAAAUCACUCGAGUGUGACGGACAGCGGCGUGUCUGACGGCACGUCGUCCAGCCACGCCCGGUCCCAGAGCGUGGUCAGCUCCAUCUUCUCCGAGGCCUGGAAGAGGGGGACCCAGAUAGAGGAGAACAGCCGGAUGAAAUCCGAGUCGAGUCGAGCGUCCAGUAUCUCCCACACGUCUCAUACGUCCCACAGCUCUCACUCCCACCACCAGAGUUCACACCCUCCGCAACCCCCCCACACACCCCAGCCCCAUCCACAUCCACCUGCCCCCCACACACCCCAGCCUCAUCCACCUGCCCCCCACACACCCCAGCCUCAUCUACCUGCCCCCCACACACCCCAGCCCCAUCCACCUGCCCCCCACACACCCCAGCCUCAUCCACCUGCCCCCCACACACCCCAGCCCCAUCCACCUGCCCCUCAGAUGCCCCAACCUCAGACUAUGCCCCACAGCCAUCAGCCGCCACCUGCGUCCCACAUUCCCAAACCACCACCUGCUCCAUAUGUGCCCCAACCUCCACCUACCCCCCAACCUCCACCCGUCCUCCAAACCCAUCAGCCUCCACCUGCCCCUCACAUCCCUCAGCCUCCACCUGCUCCCCAACCUCCACCCGUGCUCAAAACCCCUCAAACACCACCUGCUCCACAAACGCCUCAACCUCCACCCACCCCCUAUGUGCCCCAACCUCCACCUAUGCUCCAAACCCACCAGCCUCCACCUGCUCCACCUGCUCCUUCUCCCCCUCCUCCACCUCCCACUGCAUAUGUCCCUCCACUGCCACCUGCCCCUCAAAUCCUUCAGCCUCCUCCUCCACCUCUCCCCACCCUGAGCCCAGCUCCACCCAUUGCCCCUGUGGCAUGUGUGCCCUCUCCUCCUCCACCACCUCCUCCCCCUCCCCCUCCUCCUCCUCCACCUCCCCCCGUGUGCAGUGUCCCCCCCCCUCCGGUGUUCGGCGCCCCCCUGCACCACCACCACCACUCCUCCACCCCCACCGUCUUCGCCAAGUACAGCACCAUCACACGCCUGCAGCAGAAGGACAAGCCCCUCCCCACCCAGGUGCCGCCGCCGCCUCCGCAAGCGGCCAAGCCGCAGCCCAGCAAGGACAGCGCCGCCUGGCCUCCUCUGGCCUCCGCCACCCCACCUCCUCCACCUCCUCCGCCUCCUCCACCUCCGGCCAGUCUGCCCAUCCCAGGCUCGGCCAUGGCGGUGCUGAAGCGUGGGCCGUCCGCUGGAGCUGCAGUGCCGCCUCCUCCUCCUCCUCCGUCGUCGUCGUUGCAUAGCAACGGCUUCCCUCCUCCUCCUCCUCCGUCCCUCGGGCUGCCGGUGGCGCACGUCCCGCCCAAGCCCUCCAACGGCUUCCAGAGGUUUCCGUCUCCUCCUCCGCCCGACCUCUCGCCCUCGCCUCCUCCCCAGCUCCUGACGCAGUCCGCACCUCCUCCGCCUCCUCCUCCCCCUCCACCACCUCCUCCCCCACCUCCUGCCCCCCCUCUGCCGCCUCAGCAGCCCCAUGCUCACGCCACACCUCCUCCUCCUCCUCCUCCUCCACCUCCUCCUCCACCACCAGCCUCUCUCAACCAGGUCUUUCCCCCCUCCGCUCCACCCAAAACCUUCCCCUUCCAGAUGGGCCGUAAGCCUCCGGGGAUGAUGGUGCUUCCGACUGCGGUCGCUCCUCCUCCUCCUCCUCCGGCUCCUGGGCCGCCACCUCCUCCCCCUCCUCCUCCACCUCCUCCUGGGCCGCUGGCAUCGGUCCCUGCCAAGACGCAGCCGCCCCCCACGCUCCCCAAGCAGCACAGCAUCGGCAGGUCCGCCGCCUCUUCUCUGGUCAAGCAGCUGGCCAGUCAGUUCCCGGGCGCGGCGGGCGCGGCGGCCACGGAUCACGUGGACAGUGCGAAGGCGCCGCAGUCGCCCCCGACGGUCAAGGCCAAGCCCAAGUGGCAGAGAGGAGGAGCGCAGGCCAAAUCGCCUGAGUUCCCUCCGCCCCCUCCCGAUAACAGCCUGGGUUUCCCCCCAGCUGCCGGGCCUCCUCCACCACCCCCACCGCCCCCUCCUCCACCAGCGCCGGGGCCUGGGUUUGGGUCGGGGCCUGGGUUUGGGUCUGGGCCUGGGCUUGGGUCUGGGCCUGGGCUUGGAGCGGGUCUUCCUCCUCCUCCACCCCUGCCUCCCGCAACGCCGCCCAAAUCUGGGGGCUCGCCCAUGAAGAAAUCCCCAACGGGCGUCGCCAAGAAGCCCCCGCCGACCCCCCAACGGAACUCCAGCUUCAAGGCCGACUCGUCCUCGGAGUUUAACGAGGCACGGGCGCGGCUGGAGAACCUGGUCAGCCGCCAGGGUUCCGUUUCCUCGGGGUCGUCCGUCUCCUCAGGGGUCAGCCGUCAGGGUUCCGUCUCCUCGGGGGUCAGCCGUCAGGGUUCCGUUUCUUCGAUGUCGGCCGCUGCUCCUCCUGGCCCCCCCGCGCCGCCCAAACCGGGGAAGCUGAACCUGGGCCACCUGCCCCCAGCGCUGCAGGCCAAAGUGGGGAAAGCGGCGAGCGACUUCCCCUCCCCGCCGGCGCCGGACAACGACUGUUCCUUCCCCCCGCCGCCGAUGGCCAACGACCUACCGCCGCCUCCGCCUCUCCCCGCCGACCUCCAUGGCAACGCAUCACGGGUCGCCGUGGUGAACCCCCAGCCCCAGUCGUCGUCAUCAUCAUCGUCCAGCGGCGGCAACAUCUGGAGCGCUGGGCGGGCUUCCUUAAAGAAGACUCCUCCCCCAACGUUGGCUCGCCGUAGCAACGGCAGUGCCCCCAUCCCCACCGCCAUGGAGGUGCACCGCCCGAUGUCGCCGCCCACGUCCCCCAAGGGCCAGCCCAACUUCAUGGAGGACCUCCACCGGACACUCAGGCGCAAGUCGGGCAGCCGGCAGGGCUCGUUUGGAAGCGGCGGCGGCGGCGGUGAUCCGGCCGUCACGACCACCAUGGACGACAUGGUGUUGCCCCCUCCCCCCCCAGAGCUGCUGCUGGACCAGCAGGCCAACGGCAGCAACGGCGGCUACGCGUCAGGAAACAUCUCAGGCUAUGCAACGCUGCGGCGAGGAGGACCUCCGCCCACACCGCCCAAGCGGGACAACGGCACCAAACUCACAAACUAGCCCGAGAGCUCGCCGCGCCGAGCCGCUCUCAGACUGGCCGCUAAACAAGAGGGUCUGUUCAAGACCACCGUCUCGUUCUCGUGCUUCUUCUCAACUGUCCGUCACAAAGGGCCCCACUCCAGGGUGUGCUCUGUGGUGGAUCUGCAUUCCUAACAGUAGUCCAAUGUUAUUAUCCAUCAGUACAGCAACUCUCGAAAGAUGCCAAACCGCCAGACUUUUACUUUCCUCUUGUAUCUUCAUGUGGGUUCUGAGCAGCGGACGUCCAAUCUAAAGCUCAGGUGUGACCCUCCAUGGAUGGAUACGCUGAUCUUGCUGUGUGGCCCUGCCUGCCACGGACUGACCUUUCUGGUUGUGUGUGUAAAUGGGAUAAAGGGGUGGGGAGUUUUUGUUUUUAGCCUUUUUUUAUAUACGAAAAUUUAUUUAAUAUCUGAAGAGAUUGUGUUAUUUUACUGUUAGGACUGAAUGAUUAGUACUGGACAAAGAUGCCUUUAGAGAUGGUCUGGGGUGGAGGAGUGUGUGUGUGUGUGUGUGUAUGUGUG